Molecule: messenger RNA, 980 nt
Organism: Aspergillus nidulans FGSC A4
Lineage: Eukaryota; Fungi; Ascomycota; Eurotiomycetes; Eurotiales; Aspergillaceae
Exons: 3
Coding region: 1-507 (168 amino acids)
Source: RefSeq, a predicted model, not a curated record
AUGACCAGAUCUGAGCUCUGUCCCACCUUUAUCCCUCUUUUUCUCCCUAGGAUAGCCGCUCAUUAUAAUCAGCCCGACGGAUUCAGACUGCAAACAAGCACUCUCGUCAGAGAAUUUGACCAGGAAAAGGGGGCUGCAGGGGACUCGGCUUGGAAACUUGCUAGCAUUCAUCCCGCCGGCAUUCGCCUCAUUAUGAGGUUAAUCCAUCUCCGCUUUCAAUCAUACCGCGCUCGCAUCGUACAACCGCACAUGGAUUCGGCCUUACCACCCGUGAACCAGCUGUAUGACUUCAAUAUGCCAAGACAGAACAGAGAGAAGCUCUCUGUUCUCUGCUAUAUGGCCAGCGAACCGAUGGAGGAUACUGAAUGGCCUAGACUCCGCACCGCAACCGCAAUCAGUAGCCCAAAGGAGGUAGGUGAGGAAAGCACGAACACAACAGGCAAGCGCUGCAAACCACCUAGUCAAGUGCGAAAGCGCAAUAACGCACCUGAAGAGGCCUUGUCAUAGGCUAGGCCCUAGCGACUAUGCUAAACCUUUGACGGACAAACUCAAGAUCGCGUCAAAAUAUAUAACGGGCGCAGGCUAUAUCCGACUAGGCAUGGGGUAGCAUUGAUACAGCCGCCUGGUUUUUCGACAAUGGCCUCCAUAGUUUGUCAAUCGACCAGUCGUGCAGUAAAAUCACCGCAUCAGCCAUCAUAAGAUCGAGGCGUGGGUCGUGAUUCAUCCGGCGAUCGCCCAAGCCCAGCAAGCGAGAAACAAAUAUAGAAACAGCUGCCACUACCUCCACUGCGUACUCUGUACUUGUAUCAUGUCUGUAGAUCCGUCCUACCAUCCCAGCCCUGAUUCGCUUGCAGGGAACAACAAUCCACGCAGCUGGAGCUGUCACACAGCAUUUACAAGCCUCCUGAAAAUCAGUCCCCACGCUGCGUUGCGUCAUUCCAUCAAUUCCAGGGCUUCCGCGUGCUGGCCUGACUUCUGAA